CGUCCUCGUUGCCCGUGGCAACCGGCGGUACUUGGCUCUGGCUUCCGGGGCUCUCAGCUAGAGCGCCAAAAUGGACCUGAGCUCCUGGACCCCAGGGCUGAGGGCUGGCGAGAAGCAGGUGCAGGCAGCCGCCGUCUCCACCGGCCGCUCCCUGGAGUUGUGCACCUUCCCCUCCACCUUGGGCUCCUCGGUCGCGGUCGAGGCACUGGAGCAGCUGUUUGUUGUGGAGCGAUCACUGCAAAGUGACUAUUUUAAAUGCAAUGAAGAAGCAAAGAUCUUUCUUAAGGACAUUGCUGUAGCUGUUAAGAAAUUGGAAGAAAUGAGAAAAGCCACAAUCGAUCUUUUGGAGAUUGAAAGCAUGGAACUCAACAAACUAUACUAUCUAUUGGAAACUCUUCCCUAUAGCAUUAAGAGGGAAUUGGAAGAAUGUGUCAGAGACGCUCGCAGAUUAAAUCUUUUUGAGAUAAAUACAAUAAAAAUGAAAAUUACAAGAACAGAGAAAGAAAUAGAGCUUCUGAAGAAGAAAAUAAUUGACCUGACAAAAUAUAAUGAAGCUCUGGGGGAGAAACAGGAAGAGCUAGCAAGGAAGCAUGCGAGGUUUAUCCUGUCACUCAACCAAACUAUGGAGAAAAAAGCCACCACCACUGUUUACAUAAAUGAGACUUAUACUGAAAUAAACUUGAAGAGAGAAGACAUAGCAUUGCAAAAAAAAAUUAUUAAAGAGGCAGAAGAGCUAAUGGAAAAAGAAAGGGCAGAAUAUCUAAUAAGAAAACAAGAGUUGGCUGCACAGAUUAAUGAAUUUAAAAAUAUCUGUGAAAUAAAGAAAAUUGAGACUUAUGAAAAGAAGAAAGAAUUGGAUAAAUUACAAACUAAAGUAUCAAAAAUAAAAGAAACAGUUACUACUUCUGCAGUGGUUCUUAGUGAUCACAACUUAGAGAUAGCACAACUACAUGAAUCGAUAAGGUAUUGGGAACAACAAGUCAGUGAGCUAAGGAAAGCCCUUGUGAUUCUGGAGACUAAACUGGGUUUUUUCACAGAUAACAGGGAAAAACUGGAUGGUACAUCUAAUUAUGAAAAAACUGAAUUCCUGAGCAAGAUAAAAGAGUUGGCUGAAAUACUACAUGCUGCUCGUAUGAAUUACAAAGACCUACGACAGAAAAUGAAAACUCUUACCAGACAAUAUAAGAUUGUUUUAAAUGAAGAAGAAAAAGCUUUUUUGCAGAAACGAAAGAUCCAUGAUGAAAAUCAGAAACAACUGACAUUUAUUGCUCAGAAAGAAUACUUUCUAUCACAAAGGAGAGUAGACAUAAAAAAUAUGGAAGAAGGACUCAUCACACUCCAGGAACUUCAUCGAGCAACAAAAACAGUAUAUCAGCAACAAAUCAAAAUCCUGAGUGCUAACCUGGAAAGAGAAAGUCAGAGAUGUGUUAUAACUCAGUGGCAAAUAGCUUGCUUGAGAAAACAGCAUGCACGCUGGACAGCCAAGGCAAACGCUGAAAUAGAAGCUAUUAUGGAAAAAAUUCAGAAUGCAGAAGCUAGACGAAUUGAAUUACUUACUGAGACCAGUUUCAGAGAAAAGGAGAUCAAUGAAUUUGUGGCACAGAUUGACAAACUUACAAUAGAAUUAAAAGAAGAUGAGAAAGAGUUUAUUAACAAAGAAAAAAUGUUAAUGAAAGAGAUAAGCAAGUAUGAGGAAAUAUUUGUUAAGGAAAUACAAAUGACCAAAGAAAAGGAAGAGGAAUUAGUUGAAUGUCUUCCACAACUUCAGGUGGCAGAAGAAGAGUAUAGAGCGAAAAAAAGAAAGUUAGCAGAGCUCAGUAAUAUUGCUACAGCACAAAGACAGGAAGAGGAUUUACUGAACAAUCACAUUUUUCUGUUUACAAGGGACUUUUCAAGAUACGUUACCAACACGGAGGACCUAAAAGAAGAAUUAAAACAAUUACGAGAUCAAGAAAGCAAAAAAAUCAAAGAUCAUUUUGAAACUCUAAAGAACUUAGAAAGUGGAAUCUAUAUAAAUGAUGAAAAAGCAGACCUUCUGUUCCUGGAAAAUAAAAAAUUAAAAGAAUACAUUUUAUACAUGAAGAAUAACAUAGAGAAAUACAGAGAAGGACAAGAAGCCCUCAUGCACACCUCAAGUGACUUAUCUCAGCAACUGAUAACUCAGGAGGCACAAUAUGAGAAUUUGUGGGCUGAAUUUCAGGCCACAGUUAAGAUCUUGGUGGACAAUGGUGAAGAGACCGUGCAAGACAUAAAAAAUCUAACAGACAAACUGUGUGAAAGAGAUGAAAACAUGGAGCAUAUCAGUACAUGGCUACAAGGAAGUCUUGAAGAACUGCAUUCUCUUGUGAAGCAGGAAUCACCAAUGAACCUUCUUAAAAAGAAGAAACACAGUGGUACCAAAAGAGUUCAUUUCCCAGAGGCUAAAUGUACUGAGAAAAAUAUAUUAACAAAGAAUAACUAACAAAAUAAUGAAAGGAUACAACUGCUGUGAAUUCAAAAGACAAACACAACUACAGGAAAAGUGAGUGCACUUACUUUCACAUUUUGCAGCUAUUAAUAGAAGUCUUAAAUGUUUAAAAUUUAAUUCAUACAAUCACCACCAAGUAGCAGAACCGGUAAAUAAACUUCUAAACAAUAAAAAUGGAUAAACAUGGUCAGAUUGUUAGGUUAAGUGCUAAAAACUUUAUUUUGCUUCCAUAGUUGCAUCCAUGAGUCUCUUAAAGCCUUCAGAGCAUAAACAUCACAGAACACCUAUCACAAAAAACAAACUAUCCACAGAAAAACCAUUUUUAUAUUGUGUAUCUUCUGUAUUUUAUUAAAUCUAAUAUGCCAUCAGUUGUAAGAUGCAUUCUAAUUCAGAGAUGUCACGUGAAAUAAAAAGUAUCUCUAGAUCAAUAAAAUAUGGUAUGUAUAUAUGCCCCAGAUGUAAGAGGAAACUACUAGUUUGAAUUACUUCCAUACUAUUGUGCCAAAAAACAAUUAAGUGUCAAAACACUGAAAUUUUAUGUAGUCAAGCUUUUUAUUACUGUUUUCUUUACAGGAACAAUAAUCCAAACAAGUCUUGAACCAAACUAUAAACAGAAAACCUGUUAUAUAAAUUAUUAUCUAUUUGCAAUAUAUCAAAAUACUGUAUUGGUGAAAAUAUACAGAUAACAAAAAACAA
Cebus imitator (Panamanian white-faced capuchin) is the source of this 3163-nucleotide messenger RNA. RefSeq names its product coiled-coil domain containing 175 (gene CCDC175). NCBI's taxonomy places the organism in Eukaryota, Metazoa, Chordata, Mammalia, Primates, Cebidae. The transcript has 20 exons. Bases 71 to 2461 code for a protein of 796 amino acids. The record is from RefSeq and is a predicted model, not a curated record.